CAAAACCGCCAUGGAAAUAUGGCAAGGUCUUGGGAAGUUAUGUGAACGAUCAGAGGAUCUAUGAAAGCAGAAGAUCGAAGUUCUUCUUGAGAAGUUCAAGAACUUCAGAAUGCUUCCCAGGGAAUCAUUUGACUUCUUGGAUGAAAGAUUCCACAAGAUCUUGAAUGAUCCUGCAUCACUUAACCACAUUCUUUCUCGAAAAGAAAAGAACGAAGCUUGGACACUGGAAGUCAGCACGUUCGACCCCAAGGUGGAGAUGUACGGAGAAGGAGAAAGGAACGAGAAGAAGAAUAAGAAGGCAAUGGUGGCAGCUGAGAUUCCCUAUGACGGUCCAAGAGUCAUCUUUGGAGGAAGCAAUGAUUUCGGCCUCAUAAAGGGGCUGGGAAAUCUGGUCUACAAGGGCCUAACCAUUCAGGCAGUUUCUUAUGUAGAAGGUCUCAAUUAUAACCUUCUAAGCAUAAGUCAAUUCUGCGACAAAGGUUAUUCAUUAGUGUUCUGCAAGGACAUAUCCCUCAAAAGCAUCUCCACAAAUGAAGUGAUUCUGACCGGGAAGAGAAUCAGAAACAUCUAUGAAGUAAUGUGGGAGAAUUUCAAGGAAGCUUGCCCAAUCAGCAAAAGUGGUACUAACAAGGGGUUGAGUUAUCUGAACUUCAAAACUCUCAACAAAUUUUCCAAAGAAGGGUUAGUAGAAGGACUUCCAAAAGCUGUCUACAAGAAGGAAAGCAUCUGUGAUGCUUGUCAAAAAGGAAAGCAAGUCAAGUCAAGCUUCAAGGCAAAGCCAGCUCACUCAACUACAAGGAUACUGAGUCUCAUUCACAUGGACUUGUUUGGCCCUGUCACGCCAAUAAGUCUACGUGGAAAUAAAUAUGUUUUAGUAGUAGUUGAUGAUUAUUCAAGACUAAGUGUGGGACACGUGGCAUCAUACGCACCAACUCUGAUAAGGGUCGCGUGGGCGCGUGGCUUUGGAAACGGAAUUGAUGUGGAGCGACUCUCUCCGAGACUUCUAAACUGGAGUGAAAUUCGGAUUUCCGGAGAAGCUCCCUCUUCCCAAGUGAAGAAAGGUCAUCUGAAGAAUGAUUACAAACUCCUGCUGGACAUGAUCACCAGCUGUUUGGAAUAUGGCAGUGGAGGUCACGUUGAUGGCAUUACUCAAGAAAGGGCAUUUCUACUUAAUGCCUUCCUCAACAAAACCCAAGUAAAUUGGGCGAAGCAUUUCUUCAACUCAAUUUCAAAGCAUGUGGGCCAACCACGACAGAAAUUUCUCUGUCAAGGACUCUACAUAGGUUAUAUGUUAGAGUUCCUACAAGUGGCUAAGUCUCAUAAAGAUUACCAAGAAAGGUCUUGGAUGUUUUAUAUGGGAAGCAAGGGAGAAAGCAAAUCUUGCUCAGCCCAUGAAGAAGCUGCCUCUUCAAAUGAGGUUCUAACAACUGCCCUCAAGAAGAUCUCGAAGAAGAAGCAGAAGACCUCUAACUCUUCUGAAUCUGAAGAUGCUGAAGAACCGGAGGACCUACAGCAAGUCCAAAUCCAGGAAAAUCUCUUAGUUCAAGAAGAGCUUGAUGAAUAGCUUCAUGAACAGUUAGAUGAACAAAGAUCUUCAUCCCUUUCAUCACAGUCAGAUUUUGAUGCAAAGAUUGUUAGAAAAAUGUCCCAACGCUAGAGGGGGGUGAAUAGCGUUUGAAACGAAAAACGACGCACGAAUAAAAAUUAAAAGCGUAAAGUAAAG
Cuscuta campestris is the source of this 1723-nucleotide messenger RNA. The record is from the annotation of a GenBank genome assembly. NCBI's taxonomy places the organism in Eukaryota, Viridiplantae, Streptophyta, Magnoliopsida, Solanales, Convolvulaceae.